AUGCGAACGCUUUGUGAUGCUUGUGAGAGCGCAGCCGCCAUCGUUUUCUGUGCUGCUGAUGAGGCUGCACUCUGUCGUGCUUGUGAUGAAAAGGUUCAUAUGUGCAAUAAGCUAGCUAGUAGACAUGUUCGGGUUGGUCUUGCGAGUCCAAGUGAUGUGCCGCGCUGCGACAUAUGUGAGAAUGCACCUGCUUUCUUCUAUUGCGAAACCGAUGGAAGUUCCCUUUGUUUGCAAUGCGAUAUGAUAGUUCAUGUUGGUGGUAAAAGAACACAUGGAAGAUAUCUUCUCUUUAGGCAAAGAGUUGAGUUUCCAGGUGAUAAACCUAGUAAUGCAGAGAAUCCGUCUUCGCAACCUUUGGAUCCGGGCGAUAUUAAAAGAGGACAAAGUCCACUUCCUAAACAAAAAUCAGGAGAGAAGCAACAGAAUCAUAGGAUGCCUCCGGUUCCAACUUUAGAACCUAAUGCCGAUGGAAAUACCAAGAUGGAUAAUAAAUUGAUUGAUUUGAACAUGAAGCCUAAUAGAAUACACGAUCACGGAUCGAAUCACCAGUCAUAG
Lathyrus sativus (Indian pea) is the source of this 555-nucleotide messenger RNA. The record is from the annotation of a GenBank genome assembly. NCBI's taxonomy places the organism in Eukaryota, Viridiplantae, Streptophyta, Magnoliopsida, Fabales, Fabaceae.